This is a messenger RNA of Anoplopoma fimbria (sablefish), 3881 nucleotides long. RefSeq names its product ATG7 autophagy related 7 homolog (S. cerevisiae) (gene atg7). Gene Ontology annotation, biological process: autophagy of mitochondrion; C-terminal protein lipidation; piecemeal microautophagy of the nucleus. The transcript has 19 exons. The coding region runs from base 465 to 2618 and encodes 717 amino acids. Gene Ontology annotation, cellular component: phagophore assembly site; cytoplasm. Gene Ontology annotation, molecular function: Atg12 activating enzyme activity; Atg8 activating enzyme activity. NCBI's taxonomy places the organism in Eukaryota, Metazoa, Chordata, Actinopteri, Perciformes, Anoplopomatidae. The record is from RefSeq and is a predicted model, not a curated record.
GGGUGAAUAUCAACUCGUCUCUCCUUUGCCUUUAUUUACAGACAACGUGGACUACUUCCUGCUUGAAUGCAAUAUUGUUUGGCUUGUGACUCAACCUGCUGAAGCUCAUUAAACCGGUUUUACGGAUGCACUGUUUCCAUACUGACAUACUGAACUUCUCGGUGUCCUGCAAACCAUCUACACAUCUGUUCAAUCCGACAUGAAAAGAAACGGCACCUAUAAGUUUUUGUCAGUUUUCUCCUUCUUCGUCGUUUGCUUGUUCUUGUUUUUCUUUUGGUUCUUUAUAUUUUACUCAUUUACACAUGCACCGUAAGGAGUACAUUUCUUUAGCAGCUAAGCUAAACCGCUCAGCUGCUUACCCACAGUGCAUUGCGGUGUUGACAAGUCCCGCAGGUCACAUGAUCCGUCUGACCAGGAAGUAAAGGUUUCUGUUCUUGGCAGCGCAUCCUGUUAGUGAAGUUGUAAUGGCAUCUGACACCAGUGAAGCAGCGUCCUCCACUCCAGACCUCAAGCUGCAGUUUGCUCCCUUCAGCAGCGCUCUGGAGGCAGGCUUCUGGCACCAGCUCACUCAGAAGAAACUCAAUGACUACAAAUUGGACGAAAGCCCCAAAUCUAUUAAAGGAUAUUACUACAAUGGUGACCCACUUGGUUUGCCCACUCGCCUGACGUUGGAGUUCAGCGCAUUUGAAGUCGAUGGACCGACUCCAGCCCGUUGCUGUCCAGCUACUGGAACGCUGUACAACACCAACACACUCGAUGCCUUUAAGACCACCGAUAAGAAGGCCCUGCUGGAGAAAGAGGCCAAGGAGAUAUGGGAUGUUAUACAGUCUGGGGCUGCAUUAAAGGACCCAUCCAUCCUCUGCAAAUUCAUUCUGCUGACCUUUGCAGAUUUGAAGAAGUAUCAUUUCUACUACUGGUUCUGCUUCCCUGCACUCUGUUUCCCAGAGGGAAUAAAGAUCACCCAACAGCCGUCUGCCCUAGAUCAAGUGUUCUCAGCAAAACAGAUCACAGCCUUGCAGGAGGCCUAUGACGCCCUGUGUGUCAAAAGAGGGACCACUGCUGAGCCUUACUUCAUAAUGAAGUACACCGCUGACACUGUUCAGAUGGCUGCACUCGAGGACUGGGACACGUUCUUCACUGAUACUAAGAAGGUUACUGUGGGUGUCUAUGAUCCGUGUACUCUGUCUCAACAUCCGGGCUGGCCUUUGAGAAAUCUGCUGGUCCUCUUAGCCAACCGAUGGGGCUCUAAGCUGGACACAGUGGAGCUGCUGUGUUUCAGGGACCGAACUAUGCAAGGAAGCCGCUCCAUACAGCACAGCGUCAUCUUCCAGAUAAAACUUCCUGAGCUUCCCAUCAACUCGGCAUGUCCUAAGAGUGUAGGUUGGGAGAAGAACCCUAAAGGGGCCAUGGGACCCAGGAUGGUCAACCUCAGUGAAUGCAUGGACCCUAAAAGACUUGCAGAGUCAUCAGUGGACCUGAAUCUGAAGCUGAUGAGAUGGAGGCUGGUUCCUUCCCUGGACCUGGACAAGGUGGUCUCCACUAAGUGUCUUCUACUGGGAGCUGGGACUCUGGGCUGCAAUGUAGCCAGGACUCUGAUGGGAUGGGGCGUGAGACACAUCACAUUUGUAGACAAUGCGAAGAUCUCAUACUCCAAUCCAGUUCGGCAGCCGCUCUAUGAGUUUGAGGACUGUCUCGGAGGAGGGAAGUUUAAAGCCAUGGCAGCUGUGGAUCGACUCACCAAAAUCUUUCCUGGAGUGAAUGCAGAGGGUUUCAAUAUGAGCAUCCCCAUGCCCGGUCAUCCAGUGAAUUUCUCUGAGGCCACUCUUUCCCAGGCCCAGAGGGAUGUGGAGCAGCUGGAGAAGCUCAUUUCAGAACAUGAUGUGGUCUUCUUACUUAUGGAUACCAGGGAGAGCCGCUGGCUGCCUACUGUGAUAGCUGCCAGCAAGAGGAAGCUGGUGGUUAACUCCGCUCUGGGCUUUGACACAUUUGUCGUGAUGCGCCACGGCCUGAAGAAGCCCCCCGUCAGUCAGAGUGUUUCUGCAGGGGCAGAUUCCUCCACUUCCUGUUCUUCUGCUUCCUCUUCGUCCUCCACACCUGCCGGCUCUGUCCCAGGAUCCUCUCUGUUCUCCAACAUCCCAGGGCACAAGCUGGGCUGCUACUUCUGCAAUGAUGUCGUGGCACCAGGAGAUUCAACCAGGGAUCGGACUCUGGAUCAGCAGUGCACCGUCAGCAGACCAGGCCUGGCCAUGAUUGCUGGAGCCCUGGCUGUGGAGAUGAUGGUGUCCAUUCUGCAGCACAGUGAAGGAGGCUACGCAGUGGCAAGUAGCAGUGAUGACAGAAUGAAUGAACCUCCAACCUCUCUGGGUCUAGUGCCACAUCAGAUCCGAGGCUUUCUUUCGAGGUUUGACAAUGUCCUGCCUGCAAGCCUGGCCUUUGACAAAUGCACUGCCUGCUCUGACGUUGUCCUGGACCACUACGAGAGGGAAGGAUUCAACUUCCUGUCCAAGGUUUUUAAUUCAUCCCACUCGUUCUUGGAGGACCUGACAGGGCUGACACUGUUGCAUCAGGAGACACAGGCUGCAGAGAUCUGGGAUAUGAGCGAUGAUGAGAGCAUCUGAAGGACUGGAGGAGCAAACCCUGAGAAGGACUGAACACUCCAAUCCGUCUGGUUUUGUCUCUUAAGGAAUCACACCUUUGUAUGCAGAUGAGAGCAGGGCUUUGCAGACGACAGUAGACACACACACACAUACAACUCAAGUAAUCAAAAUGAACUACUUUACAAAGACAUCUUCAGAAAAGAGCAGUAAUGAGGUAAAAUAACAAACAGCUAAAUAACCAGAUUUAUUUUACUGCUAAAAUAUUCAGUGGCACAGUUAAAUUAGAAACAAGAUCAGAGAUGGAACAAGUUAAUGUUCCACUUUGUGUGUAAGAAACUGUUGCAUUUUAUGGAGAAUGUACCUUUUUCUAUAUCCUCAUGAUGUGUAAUCAGUCACCUUCACUCAUUGUUUGGAGUCAGUUCAGUUCCAAAAGACAAAACACUGAGUUUUUGUCUGGAGAUGCCUCGCUGAAUGCUCACAGGUUCGAUCCUUCCCACAGUCCCUCCAUCAACACAUUUAAUGGGGUUGCUGAGUCCUCUGGCAAGACAUUGUCUAACUACAUCUGCUCGCUCAUUCAGUUCGCUGCAGAUAGAUUAUGAAAUUACAAAAACACAUUUGACAACUCAGCAAAUCCAUCCAUCUCCCUUUUCUGUUUACUGGAGACUGUGAUGCUUUCAGCACAACUAAAACUAAAACCAGCUUUGUUGAUUUGAAAGUAUGAAACCUGCAAACAGAUGUUACUGUGCAGCUGUGGCUUCUGAUAUGGAAACGAUUUGCUGUUACUGUAGACAACCUGGAACCUACAACUGCAUGGUUUAAUCGGGGGAAAAAAAAGAGCCUAUGGACAAACUGAAGGUCUUUAUUGUUUGUUUGUGUUGAAGCAUGCACUUGUGUGUCUGUGCAGUUAGUGUUGCUUUUCUUACUCUACCAUGUGUCGUUUGUCUGAACUGUGAACAUGUACAAUGUUUUCAGUGUAAUGAAAUGUACAUUUCAACAGCUGCUUGGAUAUUUAUGGAAGAUCAUUAAUGCAGUGUGAAAAAAGCGAUCUGAGAUUAAUUAAAGGGUUUAGGAUUGAAGUUCAAAAAUUAGAAUUGUGGGAGAAAUACAUAUUUUCAAAAUAAAACCCAAGAAUUCAGACUUUUUACUCAUACUUUAUUGAGGAUCGAGAUUAAAUAGAUUCUGACUUGGCUUUCAUAAUUCUGACUAUUCUCAGCUGUUUUGCUCAAGCUUUGACUCUUCUGUAAGUAUUCAACCAAAGACUGGAAUAAAAUGUCUCUUUAUUAA